CGCGCCGGAGCGACGGCGCGCCGCUGGUGUCAAGCGGAAGAUGGCGGCGUCCAGGGGAGGCUGAGGGCUCUGGGGAGGUGGUGAGCGGUUUCCGUACAGCCCGAGCGUGCGGCUUGGGGAUCCCUUCACUCGGCUUCCUGCUCUCAGGUUUCGCGCGGGUCGUCCUCCCAGGCUCUCGGGCGCGAUGUGGAGGAGCUGCCUCCGGCUGCGGGACGCGGGGCGCCGCCUCCUGAACCAGCCUCGGGGUGCCCUCACCGCCUCCGUGCGGCCGGGGCCAAACCCGCUGUCCCCUGCCCGGGCCUAUGCCCCCCCAACAGAAAGGAAGAGGUUUUAUCAGAAUGUCAGCAUCACACAGGGUGAAGGUGGCUUUGAGAUAAACCUGGACCACAGGAAGCUGAAAACUCCCCAAGCCAAGCUCUUUACCGUCCCCAGCGAGGCCCUGGCCAUCGCAGUGGCCACUGAAUGGGACUCCCAGCAGGACACCAUCAAGUUCUACACCAUGCACCUGACCACAUUGUGCAACACGUCUCUAGACAACCCUACCCAGCGAAACAAGGACCAGCUGAUCCAGGCGGCUGUGAAGUUUCUGGACACCGACACCAUCUGCUACAGGGUGGAUGAGCCAGCGACAUUAGUGGAACUUCAAAGGAACGAGUGGGACCCGAUCAUCGAAUGGGCCGAAGAAAGAUACGAUGUGGAGAUCGGCUCCUCCACCAGCAUAAUGGGGCCCAGCGUCCCAGCCAGGACUCGGGAAGUGCUCACCAGCCACCUGGCCUCUUACAACAUGUGGGCCCUACAAGGGAUUGAGUUUGUGGUGACCCAGCUCAAGUCCAUGGUGUUGACCUUGGGCCUGAUUGACCGGCGCCUCACAGUGGAGCAGGCCGUGCUGCUGUCACGCCUGGAGGAGGAGUACCAGGAGGAAACUGAGGCAUGGGUCCCACCCCCGGAAAAUGCUGGAGCCAGGGUUUGGAGCCAGGUCUGGGUGACUCCAGGCCUUCCCCACUAUCUACAGAUAGAGGUUCACAGGCAGAUCAAGGUCGUCUGCCUGGGCCCUGAAGAACGGGCCCCGCGAACAGGACUAGGAGCCACGUUCAUGCUCACACAGAGGCUAAGCUGAGCCUUGGCGCCCUGACUCACACGGUGGGUCAUCUGGCUGGCAGAGCAAACACGGGUGGCUGCUGUUUGUACAUAAGUUUUCAUUUAGUGGGUUUGAAAUUAAUAUGGUUUCGCUACACUGUCAUUUGCAUUUUUUAACUCUGAGAAUUAUGGCGUUCUCUGCAGUCUUUUUACUGCUUUCUUUCCAACCUCAGAAGGUUAAUUGCUAUUACAAAUCGGCUCCUACCAUGAUGAAAACCCUUUUGUAAUGACAUUAUUUCCCAAGCCCGUCUAGUCAUCUGCUCAGAAAAAUGCCAGGGGUAAAAACUGUUUCUCUGUCGCAAAAGAGGCCAGCUAGAAACAAUUAAACAGGCAGGGAGUGAUGU
This is a messenger RNA of Neofelis nebulosa (Clouded leopard), 1481 nucleotides long. RefSeq names its product ATP synthase mitochondrial F1 complex assembly factor 2 (gene ATPAF2). Gene Ontology annotation, cellular component: mitochondrion. The transcript is spliced from 8 exons. The record is from RefSeq and is a predicted model, not a curated record. The coding region runs from base 185 to 1117 and encodes 310 amino acids. NCBI's taxonomy places the organism in Eukaryota, Metazoa, Chordata, Mammalia, Carnivora, Felidae. Gene Ontology annotation, biological process: mitochondrial proton-transporting ATP synthase complex assembly.